AUGUUUGCAGACAAAGAUGCAAUUGGAAGUGAAUUUAAAAAGAUUUUGGGGAGUGACGUUGAGAUUUCGACGGGUUUGGCAUCAAUCAAAACGUUGUACAAUAUUUUGAAUAGGAGCACAGCUACGACAGCAAAAGAACUCAGCGAAGAGCUUAGGGCAGCUGCUGAGGCCCUGGAGGAAACAGAUUAUUCUAGCACUUCAAUUCGCUCAGCAUGUGAACUAUUUACGAGGUUCAUAUCCUUGGCGCCUGCUGACUUGUUGGAUGAUAAGGACUUUACCACUGUUUUAAAUUUCUAUAGGAGCAGAGGUGAUUUGUUUAUUGAAAGAAUUGCAAAGUCCAGAACUUUGAUAUCUGAUUGUUGCAGACCUUUCUUCAAAAACAAUUCAAAUAUUCUUACACAUUCUUACAGUAAAGUUGUCUUGAAAACUUUAUUGGAUGCUCGUGAAGCAGGAAUUUGGUUUCAUGUAUAUGUAACGGAAUCGCAGCCUGAUUCAUCGGGAAGAAAAAUGUUAUUGGCUUUGCGUGAAAAAGGAAUCCACUCAACAUUAGUGCUUGACGCUGCUGUGGGAUAUGUAAUGGAAAGAAUGGAUAUGUGUUUUCUUGGUGCCGAGGGUGUGAUGGAAACUGGGGGAAUCAUUAACAAAAUUGGUACGCUAAAUCUGGCAGUAUGUGCAAAAUACAUGAAUAAGCCCGUAUAUGUGAUGGCAGAAAGUAUCAAAUUUGUGAAAGAAUAUCCUCUCAAUCAAGCUGAUAUUCCCGCAGACUUUAAGUAUUCGAGCACAGCCAUUAAAUCAAAAGACCUGCAAGCGGAGCAUCCUCAGGUUGACUAUACGCCACCACAGUUUAUUACGCUUAUUUUUACGGAUCUUGGAAUUAUGACACCUGCGGCCGUUGGCGAAGAGUUGAUUAAAUUAUAUACA
Messenger RNA from Mesorhabditis belari, 921 nucleotides. Lineage: Eukaryota; Metazoa; Nematoda; Chromadorea; Rhabditida; Rhabditidae. The record is from the annotation of a GenBank genome assembly.